Molecule: messenger RNA, 2003 nt
Organism: Cyprinus carpio (common carp)
Lineage: Eukaryota; Metazoa; Chordata; Actinopteri; Cypriniformes; Cyprinidae
Product: RNA binding protein fox-1 homolog 2-like
Exons: 9
Coding region: 981-1979 (332 amino acids)
Biological process (GO): nervous system development; regulation of alternative mRNA splicing, via spliceosome
Cellular component (GO): nucleus; cytoplasm
Molecular function (GO): mRNA binding
Source: RefSeq, a predicted model, not a curated record
AGGAACAAACUGCAGCAUAUGAAUCACACGAUCGAUAAACAUAUGCGCCCUGAUCAUCUCCUCAUAUCGACAGACCCGCACGCGCCGAGCAGCGUAGAUUUCCAGCACAUUCGCUCUUUCAGCCGCGGCUGUUUUUCACCAGACGUUUUUUUCCUUCUUCUUCCUUUCAAACGGAGCGUUCAUUCUUGGCUCGUCACAUGUUGACGCUUCCCGGUCGCAGCUUUGCGGGUUUAUGCAAAGAAAACGCAGAGAUUAAACACAGAGGAAAAUACACAUCUAGCGCUCGGUUCUUAAACGCUAAAAGCGCUUCGUGCUCAAACGGGGAAAACGGGAAACCGCUGCAAGAAUAAAGCAGCGAGAGCGCGAGGAAACCGGAGAGGGGGGGCGCGUGUGCGCGUGCGUUUCCUCUCCGCCGCAAGAAUCCACAGAGAGAGAGAGAGAGAGAGAGAGAGAGAGAGAGAGAGAGAGAGAGAAGAAGAAAGGAAAAGCAGCAGCAGCUCCACGCCACUCCUUUGUUUUAGGAAAUCGCUUGAAUCGCUCGAAGGACUGGAAUGAUGCAUCGCGUUUCUCUCGCGUUUUUCCGUGACGCCUGUUUUUAAAGGCGAACUUGACGAUUUUGCGUUUAAUUUGGUGGAAGAGCGUUUGAGAUCCGAACCCUUCAGACGCAUUAAGCGUUUCCUUCGCGUUCACCCUCCAUGCGUUUAGACUCGUUUUAUCCCUCCUUUUUAAGUUCCACAUCGCGGGAUCCUCUCAAGCGUUCCAAAGCUCGCUGGCUCUCUUCUGCUCGAGGUUCGCGUCCAGGCCCGAGAUACUCGCUACUCUUCAAAGGCCUUUAAUGCGGCACGCGCGCGUCACAUUGUAACGGGUUUCCUCGCGUCAGAUGCGCGUCGGUUCUGAUCCAUAAAGCGCCGCUGAUCCUCGUCCAGAACACCUCUCCUGCGCUGUCCGCUCUUCAUACGCAGCGUCCGCGGCCCUCUUCGAUGUUAAUGUCGACCGACGUCGCAUCUGUAAUGCUGCCCGUGAGCCACGGGAUCCUGGAGCGCGACAGGGAUCUGGACUCCGGUUCGGCGGCGGUUCGGGGGAUGAAGCGCGGGGAUCCGGAGCCGGAGGGAGCCGCGGCGGCGGGGGAUUCGGUCGGGGCUGAGUGCAAACGAGCGCGGAUGGACGGUACCGAAGACACCGGACAGGGUUCACAGGACACGAUGGGAGCUCUGGAGGGCGUCGUGACUCCGUUCUCCUCCUUCCCUCCCCCUCCGCCGCCUCCUCCUCAGAACGGCCUGGCGCUGGAGUUCGGGGGCCAAACGGAGGCCCCGGCAGGAGUCAGCAGCUCCUCCUCCUCUAACCCCAGCGCUCAAGUAAGUACAGCUCUACUCAGGCAGAGCUUCAGUGUGUUUCUGCCGGAGGUUCCAGCAGCAGUGAGUCCCUCCGAGGCCAAAGGAACCCCGAAGCGGCUCCACGUCUCCAACAUCCCCUUCCGCUUCAGGGACCCAGACCUGCGGCAGAUGUUCGGGCAAUUUGGAAAGAUUCUGGAUGUGGAGAUCAUUUUCAAUGAGAGGGGAUCAAAGGGUUUUGGUUUUGUGACGUUUGAGACCAGUGCAGAUGCAGAGAAAGCGCGAGAGCGUCUCCACGGGACCAUCGUGGAGGGACGGAAGAUCGAGGUCAACAACGCUACGGCUCGAGUGAUGACCAAUAAGAAGAUGGUUAGCCCGUAUGCUAACGGAGAAGGCCUCAGCACGCUGACCUACGCGGGGUGGAAGUUGAGUCCUAUGAUGAGCGCGAUGUACGCACCGGAGCUCUACGCAGUUCCAGGGUUUCCGUAUCCCACCACCGCAUCCACCGCCGCAGCUGCAGCCGCCAGCCUCAGAGGAGCACAUCACCUGCGGGGUCGAGGCCGGCCCGUCUACGGAGCGGUGCGCGCCGCGGUUCCUCAACCUGCCAUACAGGCCUACCCCGGUGUGGUGUACCAUGAUUGUGUUUGAUGGAGCUACAAGAACUGUGUGUAA